Messenger RNA from Salvia hispanica, 3489 nucleotides. It is a transcript of the gene B160, whose product is annotated as protein B160. Gene Ontology annotation, molecular function: histone H3K9 demethylase activity; transcription coregulator activity; chromatin DNA binding. Gene Ontology annotation, cellular component: histone deacetylase complex; chromatin. The record is from RefSeq and is a predicted model, not a curated record. NCBI's taxonomy places the organism in Eukaryota, Viridiplantae, Streptophyta, Magnoliopsida, Lamiales, Lamiaceae. Gene Ontology annotation, biological process: regulation of transcription by RNA polymerase II.
AGCGAAGCGUCUGUUUUAGGGGCAAAAAAUUUCCUAAUUCUACUUUGUCUCUCAAUAAAAUUCUCAAACCCUAGAUUUCCUUCUUCCUCGAUUUCCACGGCGAAACCUCUCCCUUUUCUCUAAUUCGGAUCAUCGGGGGGAUAAUGCGGGAUAAGGAUCCGGUGCCGGAGGAGUUCCGCUGCAAGCGGACGGACGGCCGUCAGUGGCGAUGCAAGCGGCGGGCGAUGGACGGGAAGACGCUCUGCGAUAUUCACUAUUUGCAAGGGAAGCACCGCCAGAACAAGCAGAAAGUGCCGGACUCGCUCAAGCUGGAGAGGAAUGCGGGGAAGAAGAGGGAGGACAGUAACGGGGAAUGCAGCCGCAGGGUUACGAAAUUGUCCAACAAGCCGCGGGUGGCGGCGGAGAGGAGCCGGAGAAGGGGCGUGUCGGAGGCGUUGGAUGAGACUUUGAAGCGGAUGAAGUUGAAGAGAGGCGACUUGCAGUUGGAAUUGAUCAGAGUGUUUCUGCAGAGAGAGGUGCAGAAGAAGAAGGAGCGGGAGCUCAAGGAGAGCUCCGUAGCGGAUGAAACCAGAGUGUUGCCUUAUGGAGUCAUGGCGAUUUCUCAUUCUCAUACGAGUCUGCCAAGCAUUCGGGAGAAUCAUAGUUUGGAUGUGAAAAUAGGAGAUGAUUCUAAUACGUUGCUGGAGAGGCAUUUUCGCUCGAAAAAUAUUGAACCUUUACCGUUUAGUACAAUGCAGGUGUUUCCAUUGACGGGGAAUGUGAAGGCCAAGAAAAUCAAGAAAUGCCACUGGUGCAGGGGAAGUAAAGGUCGCUGCUUGAUCAAGUGUUUGACUUGCAGGAAACGGUUCUUCUGCCUUGAUUGUAUUAAAGAGAGGCAUAUUGAGAAGCAAGAAGUGAAGGCAGAAUGUCCUGCCUGUCGUGGAAUUUGUGGCUGUAAGCUCUGCUUGAAACAGAAAAUCAGGCCUAAUACUAAUAAGGAAUCUUAUGGAGGUGGAAGGAAGUUGCAUAGGAAAGAAUUGCUUCUUUAUUUGAUCCACAUGCUUUUUCCAGUGCUGAAAAAAGUCAAUAAUGAUCAGAUCAUUGAGCUUGAAACAGAAUCUAAGGCUGCAGGAAAAGAAGAAUCUGAAAUUCCGAUUCCACAGACGAAGCUUGGUAUUAGUGCGUCAUUCUGCUGCAACAAAUGCAAUGCAUCAAUUGUCGACUACCACAGGACUUGUUCAAAGUGCUCAUACAAACUUUGCUUAAGUUGUAGCCGGGAGCUUUCUGAACGUAGUUUAUCUGGAAGUUGUACGCUCAGAAGUUGUAAGAAGAGGAAAAUCCUUUCGUCUGGUGAUGACCUAAAAGUUAAGCAGACUAUAUCAAGGCGUAACUCUGGCGGGCCACUCAGUCAGUCCAUGAUCUCCUUUCAAAACUGGGAAACUAGCGAAGAUGGUAGUAUCCCGUGUCCUCCUACAGAUAUUGGAGGUUGUGGUGACAGCCUUCUUGAUCUUAGAAGUAUAUUUCCAUUUAAUUGGGUUAGAGAUCUCGAAGUUAAAGCUGAAGAAACACUGGAUAGCCAUCACUUUCAGACUGCAGAUGCUUCUGUGUGCUGUUCGCUGUGCAAUGACUCUGGUAGAAACGAUGGCAUUGGUGAGCCCAAGCUGCAGAAAGAGCCAUCUAAGAGAAUAGGCUUUAACAACAACUAUCUGUAUAGUCCAACUGUAAAGGAUCUUCAUCAAGAGACCCUUGAGCAUUUCCAGAAUCACUGGGGUAAGGGUCACCCUGUUGUAGUCCGAAAUGUGCUUAGGAGUAAUACAAGCUUGUGUUGGGAUCCAAUUAUCAUGUUUUCUUUGUAUAUGGAGAAGAAGAGCUCAGGCUCUUGUCAUGAAGGUGGCAUGAAUGCGGCAAACUGUUUGGAUUGGUGUGAGGUGGAAAUUGAUCGGAAGCGUAUAUUUAUGGGAUCUCUAGAGAAGAGAACACAUGCAAGCGUACAGCAGAGAUUUCUAAAGUUCAAAGCAUGGCUUUCUUCUCAUCUGUUUCAAAAGCAUUUCCCUCUCCAUUACAAUGAGAUUUUAAGUUCUUUACCUCUUCCAGAGUAUGUCAAUCCAGUGUCUGGCCUAUUGAAUGUCAGCGUGAAGUUGCCAAAGGAAUUGUCAAAGCAUGACUUAGGUCCUUGUAUCUAUUUUUCAUAUGGAGGUCCAGAAGAACUUAUGCCGGCUGAUUAUUUGUCAAGACUAUGCUAUGAAUCACAUGAUACGGUAAAUAUUCUAGCUUAUGCUACGGAUGCUCCUGUGUCCCCAGAACAGAUUGAUAAAAUUGAGAGUAUGAUGAAAAAAUACAAGGCUCGAGACCACCAUCGUGGACAGUCAUUUAGUAACUCCAGCGAUCAGAAAGGAAAAUCAUCUUUGCAGAGUGAAGACACUGGUGAAUCAGGUUUGCAGGACAUUGGUGAAAAGAUCGUACCGCCUGAUGGAAUUGAAAAUGUACCCUUUUACUCCAGCGAGCCACUUAAAGGUCAGGCACCACGAGUUGAAAAUGGAAACAUGUCUGAUGACAGUGAAUAUGACGAUGAUGCAUCAAUUCUUUGUUGUGGAAGUUUUGAAAACUCUGAAGACAUUGAUGAGAAUUUUGAAGAGGAAGAUAUAGAAAGCUCUUGUUCAAGUGAAGAUAAGCAAGGCACUGAUUGUUGUGGUGCCCAAUGGGACAUCUUUCCCCGACAAGAUGUACCUAAACUUUUGGAGUACCUUGGUAAACAUUCAAAUGAGCUAUACCCUGCAUGCCACUAUCCGAAACAUGUUCAUCCUGUUCUUGAUCAGAACUUCUUCCUUGAUGCAUAUCAUAAAUUGAGACUUAAAGAGGAGUAUGAUAUUCAACCAUGGACUUUUGAUCAAUGUCCUGGAGAAGCUGUCUUCAUUCCUGCUGGAUGUCCUUAUCAAGUUAGAAAGAUCAAGUCAUGUGUAAAUAUCGUGGUGGACUUCAUCUCACCUGAAAAUGCUGCUCAUUGCAUUCAAGUGAAUGAUGAGAUUCGUCUUCUUCCUACCCGACACAAAGCCAAAAGAAAAGUGAUGGGGGUGGAGAAAAUGGCUCUCCACAGUAUUAGUGCUGCCAUUGAAGAUUUGUGCAACCAUGCUGCGGACCAAUUAAAAUAAGCCUAGUCUUGUAGACAUCAGCAUGUGACGCCUGCCAAAAUUUACCCUGCUGAACUGAAUAAAACCUCCGUAUCUCGACCAAGAGGCAGAUUGAUGUAGAUGUUAUUCCAAUAGUCCUGGCCUUAUGCAUGUCGUUCAAGUCCAUCGGUUCGAAGAUGCACAGAAUAGAACACCAAUUCAAUCAAUUUUUUAUUCUUUAAAUGUGUUCUAGAAAAUUGAGGUACAUAAAUAAUUUUACCAUGUAGAUUUAACUCAUUUCAUUCAGAUUAGUUGUUAGGUAUUCGAUCUGUGCUACAUUCUUGUAAACUGAGUAUUUAGAUAAAUACGGAUGAAACUAAUCAAAUUGUGCUACAUUCUUAAA